Molecule: messenger RNA, 459 nt
Organism: Rotaria socialis
Lineage: Eukaryota; Metazoa; Rotifera; Eurotatoria; Philodinida; Philodinidae
Source: the annotation of a GenBank genome assembly
AUGAUUAUCAACAUACUAACAUUCAUAUGUGUAACAGCUGCGCAUCAAUUACCACUCGCUGAUACGAACGUUGUAUAUUCAAAUAGAUUGCUGGAUGCUUCCAGUUGUUCAUUCAUUCCGGAAACGAUUGCUACUGAUUCUAGUGACUCUUUCACUAUUUCGCAAGCGGACACCAAUGAAUUUCUGUCUAACUUAAAGAAGUCUACGCUAGAUAACUUAUUAUUGCGUAACGAACGCUCAACAUCACUCAGUGAUAGUAAUCGUGAUGAGCAACUCGUGCUUGAAAAUAAUACCGAGGAAGAAUGGAAUUAUCUAUUGACUUCGGGACCACUUACAAUCAACCGUCUGAAUAGUCUACUUGUAUAUGGUAGUAAAAAGGACUUUCCGCUCAUUUCUCCAGCGAAUUUUCAAUUUCUUUACGUAAAAAAUUCAACGUCAUUUCGUGCAACGAUAAUUUGA